This is a messenger RNA of Penicillium maclennaniae, 1050 nucleotides long. RefSeq names its product ATP-dependent (S)-NAD(P)H-hydrate dehydratase. Gene Ontology annotation, biological process: metabolite repair. Gene Ontology annotation, molecular function: ATP-dependent NAD(P)H-hydrate dehydratase activity. NCBI's taxonomy places the organism in Eukaryota, Fungi, Ascomycota, Eurotiomycetes, Eurotiales, Aspergillaceae. The transcript is spliced from 7 exons. The coding region runs from base 1 to 1050 and encodes 349 amino acids. The record is from RefSeq and is a predicted model, not a curated record.
AUGGAGUCAGUUCACCACGUAACGACCUCAUCAAAGGUGUUGUUCACCAAGGUGCGCAAGAUCGUGCCGCCUAUGCUUGAAAAGUUCCACAAAGGUCAAUUGGGACGUGUAGCUGUCAUUGGAGGAUGUGCUGAUUAUACCGGCGCUCCAUACUUCUCGGCCAUGGCAUCUGCCAAAUUAGGAUGUGACAUGAGUCACGUCCUCUGCGAACGUUCGGCAGCCCCAGUGGUCAAGAGUUAUUCCCCGAACCUGAUGGUCCAUCCGUUGUUACCAAGCUCGGAGACUGUUCAAAACACCAAGUCAAUUGAUGCCCCCGCACUCGCCGGCCCUAUUAUCGGCAUGCUUUCUCGCCUCCAUGCACUGGUCAUUGGACCGGGCCUUGGUCGUGAUGGUGUCACGCUCAAGGUAGUGGCCGAAGUCAUCAAAGAGGCACGGUCUCGAUCUAUCCCCUUUUGUUACAAGGAGUGCAUUCUCACACCGAAUGUCGUGGAAUUCGGGCGUCUCGCCAAGGCCCUGGGAAUCAAGGUAGCCAGUCAGGCAGAGAUCUCCGAAGAAAGAAGCAGCGAUGAAUCUAGCAAGGAAUCAGAAGCCUGUGAAGAGCUGUCCAAAGCCCUCGGCGGCGUGACAAUUGUUCAGAAGGGACCGCACGAUGUGAUCUCCAACGGAGUUACCAGCAUCAUAUCCGACGCCAGGGGAGGACUGAAGCGCAGCGGCGGUCAAGGAGACACCCUGACGGGCUCGCUAGGCACCCUUCUCGCCUGGAGAGCAGCUUACCACGAUAAGUUAUGGGACUCCGGUGAGCAAGACAACGCGAAGGACGCGCAGACCCGGGAUGAAGUCCAAGCCGAGCUGGAGUCUGACAAGCGCAUGUCCUCGACGACGACGCUCCUCCUUGCCGCAUGGGCUGGAAGUAGUAUUACGCGAGAGUGCUCGCGGAAGGCUUUCGAGGCCAAGGGACGGAGUAUGCAAGCUAGUGAUCUCACCGAUGAAGUACACGGGGCUUUCUUGAGGCUGAUUGGAGAGCCGGAAGGAUCGCAGACGCACCUCUAG